CAAGCUCCCAGGCUCCACGCCCAUUUUCCAUUCUCUCUCUGGCAUACAUUGUUGCGUCGAAAGGGGUCCUGGUCCUUUCAUUGUGACCAGCCGCCAAGGGAGUCAAGUUGUUAGUCUGGUUGAUCGCGUACAUCUUUGCUUCGACUUGCCUCCUUCAUUAACUAUUUAUUUGCUGGUGUCACCUUCUCGUCCUCGCCCCUGUCACCUGGCUGGCGAUCCUCAACUGCAAACGCCCCGAGGAGCUUCAGUCGGCAGCAUGUCGAAACCACAGAGCACCAACGGCUCCGAGUCGGAAUUCGAAUUCAUCGAGACUCCCAAGGCUCCUACGCCCUCUUUCGAGAAGUUCGAGGAGUGCGGUGUGCGAACCACUUCUUAUCCCGCCAUCAAGAAUGCUCCCUUGCCAGCCGAUGCCGCCGGUAACGACAGCUUCUCGCUGAUUGCCCUGGCUUUCGUGCUGGGCAUCCCUCCUUACUGGCUGUCAUGGAAGGUCGGAGGUGGAAACAAGACCACUUUGUUCUUCGCCCUCUUCACCACCAUCCCACUGCUGGCUGGUUUCUGGCUGGUUGUGUCGUCUAUCAGCCCUCGCAAGAAUGAGAAGGCUAGGUUUCCUGGCCACCCCGUCGAGCACUACCUCACCUUCAAGAAGCCCGCCGACCAGGCCAAGUACCAUGGCAAGACCAAGAUCCCCAUGGAGACCUUCCAUGAGAUGUACUUUGACGGUGACGUCGAUUUCAACGGUGACUGUCUGGAGAUCAUGGAGUAUAGGCACGACUGGGCCAACUUCCGUUUUACAAUCAGCCUGAUCAAGUUCUUUCUGACCGGCAUGAUUCCUGAGAUGCUCAUGCACACGAGGUCACAAGACGAGGAACAGGUAAGAGAUCACUACGACAGAGGAGAUGAUUUCUACGCCUGGUUCCUAGGUCCCCGUAUGAUUUACACCUCCGGCAUCAUCUCCGAUAUCAAUGCCGAGGAGAGCCUCGAGCAGCUCCAGGACAACAAGUUAGCUGUUGUGUGCGAGAAGAUCGGUCUCAAGCAGGGGGAGCGUCUCCUGGAUAUCGGCUGUGGCUGGGGCACUCUUGCCCGAUUCGCCAGUGCUGUUUACGGCGCGAAGGCUACUGGUAUCACCCUUGGCCGUAACCAAACAGCCUGGGGAAACAACGCGAUGCGCAAGGUCGGUGUCCCGGAGGAGCAGAGCAACAUCUUGUGCAUGGACUACAGAGACAUUCCGGUCCCGGAGGGCGGCUACAGCAAGAUCACCUGUCUUGAGAUGGCCGAGCAUGUAGGCGUCCGUCACUUCUCCAAGUUCUUGAAGCAGGUCUACGAUAUGCUGGACGACGACGGCGUCUUCUUCCUGCAGAUUGCUGGUCUCCGAAAGUCUUGGCAGUACGAGGAUCUUAUCUGGGGUCUGUUCAUGAACAAGUACAUCUUCCCAGGUGCCGACGCGUCCACUCCCCUGGGAUGGUUUGUCGACAAGCUGGAGGGUGCCGGAUUUGAGAUCAAGCACAUUGACACCAUUGGCGUGCAUUACUCUGCUACCCUCUGGAGGUGGUAUAGAAAUUGGAUGGCCAACAAGGACAAGGUGGAGGCCAAGUACGGCAAGAGAUGGUUCCGCAUCUGGGAAUACUUCCUUGCAUACUCGACCAUCAUCUCGCGACAGGGCUCCGCCACGUGUUACCAGAUCACCCUGGUCAAGAACAUUAACUCCACCCACCGUGUGGAGGGCAUCAACACCCAGUUCGGCCUGGCUGGCGCCCUGGCCUCGGCCAAGUUUGACCUGAAGGCCUGGCAAGAGGCGAAUGCUACCCUGUUUCCACAAGCCUCUAUUCCUGCUCCGUAGCAAGGGCCAUCGAAUGCGGCUGUGGGGCUGACGCUUCCCUCUAUUGAUGCGCGGGAAUUGACUUUGGUGGAGGAGGAGGAGGAGGAAGCCGGGCUCAGUGAGCCUUUCUCUAAAGUAGAAGGGUUGACUUGGGCGCAGUUGAAUUAAGAACUGGCCGAGCGGAACAUGUAGAAUAUGACAUUGACGACAUGAAGAUUGUGAGACUUUCCUUUUGGAAGGUAUCAUUCAAGCGUAGGGGGCAAACGGGUUGUCGUCUUCUAGCCUAGCUACUUCAGAGGUUGUGUCUGUCUGCAUGAUGGCAUCUGCUCACGCUCUCAGAAUUGACAAGCCAACAUCGCUUCCACAGC
This is a messenger RNA of Diaporthe batatas, 2184 nucleotides long. RefSeq lists its product as uncharacterized. Lineage: Eukaryota; Fungi; Ascomycota; Sordariomycetes; Diaporthales; Diaporthaceae. The transcript is spliced from 4 exons. The record is from RefSeq and is a predicted model, not a curated record. Bases 257 to 1837 code for a protein of 526 amino acids. Gene Ontology annotation, biological process: cellular response to biotic stimulus.